AGACUUCUCCUUUAAGAGAGCUUUUCCUUUAACACACCUGACCACACCUGAGCUGGACUUCCGGGUCUUUCACAAGGAGAAGAAACAACAACAAGUCGGCGGAAGAGAGCCGGGACCAGGAUUAAAACCAGGCCCAGGUCUUCAGCGAUCAGGUGCAUUUGCUCACAUAACAGGACGCGCCAUGAUGGAGGACAGUGGAGGGAGGAAGACCAGAGUGGGCGAGGACGAGGAGACAGUGAGCUCAGUCGUGACUGAGACGAGCACGCUGCCAUGGUCUGCAGACAGACAGACCGGUGGACGGACGGGUAAAGCUGACAGGAUGAGCGUGAGAUCAGGUGUGUCUCUUCCUGAGGCGUCGAGCCGCACAGAGAGCGAGAGAGAGCUGAAGGCAGAGGUGGAGAGGAGGGGCGGCAGGGCGGGUUUAGAUGAAGGAGUGGAGCCACGUGAGGAUAAAGCGAGGGUACACCUGUUGGAGGAGGAGCCCCGAGAGAACCUCCUGCCAGAGAAAGCUGCUCAGGUGUUCAGGCCUGCAGUGACUGCCCUCCACUCCCCCUCCUCACUCAGAGAGUCUGGGCCGCUCUGGGAAAUGGAGUCCGAGAAGAGUCCCUUCCUGGGUCCCCGAGGAGUUCCCGAGGACUACAAUCAACAUUAUUACCUGCACGAGGACCUGCGCUCCAAUAAACGAGGGCAGUGCUGUCUCAGUACGGAUGUCCUAAAGAUGGGCGUGUCUCUAAUGGCCUCGGCGUUCUUCUUCCCUUUACUCGUCUGGGGCGGUUUUGUGUUUCUGCCAUUUGACGCCCCGCUGCUGGAUGGUGCCCCCCUCCGGCUCGUCUACACGCUGCGCUGCUCCGUGUUUGCUGCCACCCCCAUCGUCCUUGGUUGGCUUGUUCUGGGCAUCUCACGGCUAAGGUCAGGUGUGCUUCGUCCUCUGUUUGAUGAUGAGAUAAAGGAGGCGGAGCUACAGGAAGUCACUGUCCACCAGCGCUUCAUCUCUGACUCUGCCUCGCUGUUCGUGAUUUACUUCUUGCAGCUGGUCGUUAUGGCGAUGUACCUUAGCCAGGAGCAGCUGAAGCUUGUCCCGCUCCUGACCAUCCUCUUUGCUUUUGGAAGGUUGGCGUACUGGGUCGCGGCGGCAUUUGGCAGCAGCAUUCGUGGAUUCGGUUUUGGCAUCUCCUUCCUGCCGAGUGUCGUCAUGAUGGGAGCAAACUUCUACUUCAUCUUCACGAUGGAUGCGGCGAGUUCCAUUUUCAGUGUCCCCCAUGACGAGGCGCCGCCUCCACCUGCAGGCCGACAACGGUUCUGGGGAUAAGACACAAUCAGUGAUUGAUGAUUGUCAUUAUCGAUUGAAAAGUAAAAUCUGUCUUUAUUUUGAGGUUUAAAUGCUUUAAAAUGACCGGGCGUAGCCCUGCCCAGCUGGUAUGCGCAGCUCUUGUUUUUUCCUUUAUUAAACUGCUUCCUGUUCUCUGCAGCUUCCUGUUGAUUGUGUUUUUUUUCUGUGUUUUAUUUUGUACAAUUGUUUUUAUGAUCAAUAAAUUAAAGAAAA
Oreochromis niloticus (Nile tilapia) is the source of this 1543-nucleotide messenger RNA. RefSeq names its product transmembrane protein 79b (gene tmem79b). Gene Ontology annotation, biological process: regulated exocytosis. The coding region runs from base 182 to 1309 and encodes 375 amino acids. NCBI's taxonomy places the organism in Eukaryota, Metazoa, Chordata, Actinopteri, Cichliformes, Cichlidae. The transcript has 5 exons. The record is from RefSeq and is a predicted model, not a curated record. Gene Ontology annotation, cellular component: lysosomal membrane; trans-Golgi network membrane.